AUGUGCAAAAUUUUUAAAUGGAGGGUGAGUCGUCUUGCAAGUCAUUGGCUGAUACAGUCUUUUGAUUUCCUAGCAGUCCCAGGAGAAGGAGCAGACGAUGGUGACAGCGGGAAUGAAAGCCGGAGCGGAAGCGAGGAAACUAAUGUUUGUGAAAAAUGCUGUGCGGAGUUCUUCAAGUGGACGGACUUUCUGGAGCACAAGAAGAGCUGCCCUAAAAACCCGCUGGUGCUGAUUGUGAAUGAAGAUGAAGCAGCUCCGCCACCUGCAGAUGACCUUCCUGAGCCGUCGCCUGCCAGCUCGCCUAGUGACCAGGCAGAGAGCGAAGCUGCCGAGGAGAGCGCCCAGACGGAAAACAGUGAAAGCUGUGAGGUAAAAAACGCGGAGAAGGAAGAAGAGCCRAUGGAGGUAGAAACUUCUGCGGAGAAGAGUUUCCAGAAUCGUGGCACCUCGAACACAGCUACUCCUCUACCUCAGAUCCCCGAACCACCUUCCAUGACAAGCUACAACAUGCCAAGCACUAAUGUCACUCUGGAGACGCUGCUGAGCACCAAGGUGGCCGUUGCCCAGUUCUCRCAGAGCGCGAGGACCGCCACCUCGGCAAGCAUCGGGGGCGGCGUCACCGCCGUGGCCAUCCCCAUGAUCCUGGAGCAGCUCAUGGCGCUGCAGCAGCAGCAGAUUCACCAGCUGCAGCUCAUCGAGCAGAUCCGCAGCCAGGUGGCCAUGAUGAACCGCCAGCCGCUGCGGCCCUCUCUGAACCCGGUGCUCGCCUCGCAGGGUGCCCCCGUGCAAGCAGCCAGCCAGCUGCAAGGGUUUGCCGCCGGCUCCGCUGUUCAGCUGGCCGCCAUCAUUCCCUCCACCAUCAUGGGACAGGUUGCCAGCAGCCAGCCCUCUGCCUUCGACGCCUCUCAGCACAUCUCAAGACCUACGUCCGGAGCAAGCACGCCCAAUAUAUCCAGCAACGUGUCUUCAGCACCUGAAUCGAGCAUGUCCUCCUCUUCCCAUGCAAUUACAUCUGUAAGUCCUGUCUCCAUGUCGACUAACAGUGCUUCACAGCCCCAGAAUGCUUCAACUCCACCUUCGCUGGGACAUGGAGGCCUCACCUCAGUUUCCAGCCUGCCAAACCCACUUCUACCUCAGACUUCAUCAAAUAGCGUUAUCUUCCCCAAUCCGCUGGUCAGCAUUGCUGCAACAGCUAAUGCGUUAGACCCUCUGUCUGCUCUCAUGAAGCACCGCAAAGGAAAGCCACCGAAUGUGUCUGUGUUUGAGCCCAAGUCAAGCUCUGAGGAUCCCUUUUUUAAACAUAAAUGUCGUUUUUGUGCCAAGGUCUUUGGAAGUGACAGUGCUUUACAAAUACACCUCCGCUCGCAUACGGGGGAGAGACCUUUUAAAUGUAACAUAUGUGGAAAUCGCUUUUCCACAAAGGGCAACCUGAAAGUUCAUUUUCAGAGGCACAAAGAGAAAUACCCUCAUAUUCAGAUGAACCCAUAUCCUGUUCCAGAAUACCUCGAUAACGUGCCCACUUGCUCUGGAAUCCCCUAUGGAAUGUCACUGCCCCCGGAAAAGCCAGUCACAACGUGGUUAGAUAGCAAACCUGUUUUACCAACUGUCCCAACUUCCAUUGGGCUCCAGCUGCCUCCCACUAUACCUGGCAUGAACAGUUACGGAGAUUCUCCAAGUAUUACUCCUAUGAGCAGGUCACCCCAGAGGCCUUCUCCUGCCUCCAGUGAAUGCACUUCUUUGUCCCCGAGCCUAAACAAUUCCGAGUCGGGCAUUCCUGUGUCUGCUGAAUCCCCUCAGCCGAUUCAAAGUGGCUCCUCCCUGACUAAAGCAGAAACUGUCAGUCUGCUUCCCACCAACACACGGCUUGGAGACCUUGCUGUAGGUGGGCAAGUUUCCACAGCUUCCACAUCUUCGAUUCCUACUGCUGUUACGGACAGCAGCGUUUCAACGAGCCUCCCAAACUCUGUGCUUCCAGUAAUGUCUGACCAGUUUAAAGCAAAGUUUCCAUUUGGUGGUCUUCUAGACUCUAUGCAAACAUCAGAAACCUCAAAACUACAACAGCUAGUAGAGAACAUCGAUAAGAAGAUGACAGAUCCAAAUCAAUGUGUCAUUUGUCACCGUGUGCUUAGUUGUCAGAGUGCUCUCAAGAUGCAUUACAGAACGCAUACAGGAGAAAGACCAUUUAAAUGCAAAAUUUGUGGACGUGCCUUUACUACAAAAGGCAAUCUGAAAACACAUUUUGGAGUUCAUCGAGCGAAGCCACCACUUAGGGUACAGCACUCGUGUCCCAUUUGUCAGAAGAAAUUUACAAAUGCGGUUGUUCUUCAGCAGCAUAUUCGUAUGCAUAUGGGGGGGCAAAUUCCAAACACGCCACUACCAGAGGGCUUCCAAGAUGCCAUGGACUCAGAACUUUCCUACGAUGAGAAGAACAUUGACACGCUGAGCAACUUUGAUGAUGAUAUUGAUGAGAAUUCCAUGGAAGAGGACCCAGAGUUAAAGGACACAGCAAGCGACUCGUCCAAACCUCUUAUUUCUUACUCUGGGUCGUGUCCUUCUUCACCACCUUCCGUGAUUUCUAGUAUUGCUGCUUUGGAGAAUCAAAUGAAAAUGAUUGAUUCUGUCAUGAACUGUCAGCAGCUGACCAGUUUAAAAUCCAUGGAGAAUGGAUCAGGGGAAAGUGACCACUUGAGCAAUGACUCCUCAUCGGCCGUUGGCGAUCUCGAAAGCCAGAGUGCAGGCAGCCCUGCAAUGUCAGAAUCCUCUUCCUCCAUGCAAGCUUUGUCUCCUGUAAAUAGCAAUAGUGAAAGUUUCCGAUCAAAAUCCCCAGGUCUUAGCAACCAGGAAGAACCGCAAGAAAUACAAUUAAAGACAGAAAAACCAGACAGUCCACCACCCACAACUGAAAAUGGAGGCGCAUUAGAUCUGACAUCCACCAACCUGGGAAGACCGGUCAUCAAAGAGGAGGCUCCUUUUAGCCUGCUGUUCCUGAACAGAGAACGUGGUCCCAGCCAAAGUACUCCUAGCCUGGUCACCAGUACAGCGCCUACCAUGAUCAAAAUGGAAGUGAAUGGUCACAGCAAGCCGAUCUCUUUGGGUGAGGUCCCCUCGCUUCCAGCUGGAAUCCAGGUUCCUGCUGCACCACAGACAGUGAUGAGUCCAGGAAUCACCCCCAUGCUGGCACCCCCCCCACGCCGGACUCCCAAGCAGCACAACUGCCAGUCGUGUGGGAAGACCUUCUCCUCAGCAAGUGCACUGCAGAUACAUGAACGCACCCAUACUGGUGAAAAACCGUUUGGUUGCACAAUCUGUGGUAGAGCUUUUACCACAAAGGGGAAUCUUAAGGUUCACAUGGGAACUCAUAUGUGGAAUAAUGCCCCUGCAAGACGCGGUCGCCGACUCUCCGUGGAAAACCCCAUGGCCUUGCUAGGCGGCGAYGCUCUCAAGUUCUCGGAAAUGUUCCAGAAGGAUUUGGCAGCUCGGGCCAUGAAUGUGGACCCCAAUUUUUGGAACCAAUAUGCUGCAGCUAUCACUAAUGGACUAGCUAUGAAGAACAAUGAGAUUUCUGUCAUACAGAACGGAGGCAUUCCCCAGCUCCCAGUAAGUUUAGGCGGAGGUGCCAUCCCGCCUUUAAGUAACAUUACCAGUGGCAUGGACAAAGCUCGCACUGGCAGCAGCCCGCCCAUUGUUGGUUUGGACAAAGCAAGUUCUGAAACUGGAACCAGUCGUCCAUUCACCAGAUUUAUCGAGGAUAAUAAAGAGAUUGGCAUAAAUUAAAAGCAGUCAUUACGAAUAACUGUUGGACCACUACUCAACACAACUUUUGUUCUGUUUCCUGUACAGCUGUUGAAGCUAAGCAUUAGUUUCCUGACCUAAAUGCAUAGGUUCCCUUUACAGUUUUACCCAUAGCAGAAAUACAUAACUUUGUGGCUGCUGAAAAGUUGUCUUGCAAGAUCUGCAUGGUACUUCUUUCAACAGUGAGUUUGACUGUUACUGAGAACUUUGAAACCUUUUAAUUUAACAGAAACAAACAAAAAAAAAUCAUUGGAUAACUUCAUUAGAAACAAAAAGAGGCUAGACUAUGUCCACUUUGCUUCUUACAAAACUUAACUCUCAACUGAGAAAGGGGGGGCUUCAUUACAGCAUUCUAUCACACUUAUUUGCUGGUUUUGUUCAAAUUAGUUAGCAAACUGGACUAUGUUUUUAGGAAUCUUAAUCUUAAAUAAGUGAUUUAGUACCCCAAUGCUGUGUAUUAUUACAGUAUCCUUGUCUGUAGUAUUUAUAAUGUUAAGAUUAUGCGGGUAACAGACAAUAUACUAGCCCCAAACUUAAAUGAAGCUUUUGUACUGCAAAAUACAUCUGGCUAUGUGAUUUUUCCUUUUCUCUUUUUUUUUUUCUUUUUUUUUUUUUAAAGCAAGUUUUGUUUUACUCUAAGUGGUUUAUUUCAAUGCAGGCAAAAAUGUGAAGUUUUAUUGGGAAAGAUAGCAUGCUUUUCAUGUGCAAGUACCUGUCAGUAACAAACCUUUUUUUAUUUAAGUAUUUGUAGCUGCUAUGUGGACAGUUGUUCUGUUAAAUGAAAAAAAAAUGUAGUGUGGACUUUAGCUCAAUGGUUGGAAAACAAGUUACAGACAAACCUUAGAAGCAUAAAUUAUUCACAACAUUAUAAACCGUUGUGAGUAAAUAUUUCAUGUUAUCAAAGUUGUACAAUAAAAAGGUAAUGUUUGUAUAACGUGGUUGCAAACUCUUAAUUUAUACUAUUGCACUUUUAGUAUUUUGUAUUAGGGAGGUUUGUCUAUAAUUUGAAACUGAACAAAGAUGUAAACUAUUUUAUAAAUAGUACUUUCAUUUGAGGAAUAUGGGGAAAACUCCUGUUACAGUUUCUCGUUUGGUUUUAAGGUCAAACAAUGAAAGAUCUCUAUUAACUAAGCAGAAAAGCCACAGAGAACUGUCAGAUCCUUAGGAAAAAUGGGGCCUGCCAUUUCUUAAACUGAAAUGAUUCAUUUAACUUUUCUAUCAAGCAUACUUAAAAGUGUGACCACCCCUAACAAUUCUGCUAAAUUUAUCUGAAGAGUGUGAUAUUAAUACAAGCCUAGGAUAGACUAAGGAGAACAUUGUGUAGGAUUAAUUUUUCUGUAGUCUGUUGUCUUUCACACAUGCCCAUCAGAAAGAUGCUGACUGCCUAAUAGCACUGCAAACAAAAUAAGGGAUUUUGGGCAGCAUGAGCAGUAGCAACGUGAAAAUAUUCCGUCUUUAUUCCCAACCCUUGCUGAUUAUCUUCUCAGAUUACUGCAAAGCACAAUGUACUCUGAUUGCUCUAAUAUAAUUUUAUGUUGAUUGCAUUGUUUAAAUUACACCGA
This is a messenger RNA of Nothoprocta perdicaria, 5354 nucleotides long. It is a transcript of the gene SALL3, whose product is annotated as spalt like transcription factor 3. Gene Ontology annotation, cellular component: nucleus. The record is from RefSeq and is a predicted model, not a curated record. Gene Ontology annotation, biological process: regulation of transcription by RNA polymerase II. Gene Ontology annotation, molecular function: DNA-binding transcription factor activity, RNA polymerase II-specific; RNA polymerase II cis-regulatory region sequence-specific DNA binding. Lineage: Eukaryota; Metazoa; Chordata; Aves; Tinamiformes; Tinamidae.